Molecule: messenger RNA, 3022 nt
Organism: Quercus robur (English oak)
Lineage: Eukaryota; Viridiplantae; Streptophyta; Magnoliopsida; Fagales; Fagaceae
Exons: 4
Coding region: 342-809 (155 amino acids)
Biological process (GO): tRNA methylation
Cellular component (GO): cytoplasm
Molecular function (GO): protein binding
Source: RefSeq, a predicted model, not a curated record
CAAUAAGCUUUGGUUAGGGUUUUAAUGUUUUCUCUUCAUACCCAUUACACCAGCCGUCACUCUCUUUCUCCCUCACCCUUACCACCUUCGCCUCUCUCUCUCUCUCCCUGCCUCCCUCACCUGGCCUUUCCGCCGCCGCCACCACUUCAGCAAGUCCGGCAACACCGACCAGCUCCUCCGCCUCGUCCCUUGCGUUCGCGCUAAAGGCGCGUACCUGAUCUCCCUCACCUCGAUUCAGGGCAAUGCGCUCGCUGCCCUGUGUGACAUGAACGUGCAUUUUGCCUCUGGAGCUAGAAUUGUGCCCCUUCGAUCUCUCUCCGGUCACUUCCACCGCGAUCCAGAUGGUUUUCGGUGAUACGAUCGCUAUUGCGCUCAUGGCGGCGAAUCACCCCGCCGGCCGGAUCGGCAAGUCUCUUAUUUUCAAGAUUCUUGUAUGGAAGGUGGUUCCUAAGUAUAAUGCUCCAUCUUCAACAAGUCCUAUGGAAGACCAUAUUGAUCAAAGCUAUCCAUUUUCCAACCAUAUCCUAUUUCAUUAUCAGCAGUUUGAAGCUGUUCAUAUGGAUAAACUUGCUGGUCAUGAAGGAUCACUCUUCCGCAUAACCUGGUCCUCUGAUGGUUCCAAUCUGGUAUCUGUCUCUGACGAUCGUAGUGCUCGUGUUUGGGUGGUUCAUACUGAAAGAAAUGGUUCUGACAAGCCUGGGUAUUCUAUUGUGCCUGAACUUGACGGUGUUGUGCUGUUUGGUCACAAUGCCAGAGUUUGGGAUUGCUGUAUUAGUGAUUCUGUACCCUGUCCCUCAGCAGAGGAGUGAUAGAGAAAGAGUAAUGAAGUACUCUGUCAUACUGCAAAGUUAGUUUUAUACACAGGAGUGUUUUUUAUUUUUUUUUUAUAUAUAUAUUUUUUUAUGUUGGUAAUUGGUUAUUGUAGAAUCCGAAAAUAUGUUUGAAAAAAAUUAUUGUGUAUUGGUUUUGGGGUUCUUUUUAGUUCCCAAUUGAUUUCUUGAUGGGUUUUUACCUUUUAUUCUUUCACAUGAUUGUUGGGUAUUUUGAAUGAUUGAAUGAUUAGUUCAUCAAUUCAGUCAUGGUGAUGUGCCCAUUACUGUUUCCAUAACCUACUCAUGCGUUUGUUAUUGUGGAAGUAAAUUUGGACGUUCAAUAGAUGAGCGAUUCUGAAUUUAUUAUAUUCUGGUUGUAGUUGUAGAGGUUUAAAGUCCUUGUAAACUAAUCACCUAGGUGUGUAAUUCUUUGUGUUUUGAAGUAUGGUUAGUUGUUGACUGUUGUUUGUUCCAAAGAGAAACUAUGGAAGUUUCUAUUUGAUGCGGUACGAGUCUAGCUAUGUGGAAUUUUGGGCACUGAAUUAGAUUAGGGCCAAGCAUAGGAAUGAAGAGAAAGGUAGUCCUUAAAAUCAUAGCUGGAGUCACAGAUUUUUGUCUUUAGAGAUGGGAUUCUUCCAUGUAUUAUGGUAAUUGCCAGCUGGGUGAAAAUUAAAAUUUUCUUCUAUUUCCCUAGAAAUAUUAAAAGUGGUCCUUUUUUUUUUUAUAAUAAAAAAGGACUUGUUAAUGAGCACUAGCUCAAAUGGAAUCUCUUCCGCUUUUAAAAGCAUUACCAAUAAAAAAAAUUAUGGUUCCAUGACUUAUAUUGUCAAUAUGAUUAUUAGGGAGUUAAGAUUACUUGGGGCAUGUAGGAAUUGGCAUCCAAAGGUGGGAUCCUCACAUGGGGAUACAACUUUUUUUUUUUUUUUUUUUUUGAUGUGAAAUUCGACUAAACUUUAUUAAUCAGAAGAAUUGACAAAUACAUCCUGGUUGAGAGCUUUUUCAAGAAAACGAGGGGACUCUUCAACCCAAACAGAUAAAUCUGCAAUGCCUAAAGCAUGUCUAGCAAGUAAAUGAGCCGGCUUAUUGCCAUUUCGACCAACAUGGGCGAAAUCUACACUACGGAAGCUAUGAGCAACAUUUAUGGAACUAAAAACCAGAGCAGCAACAGAUAAUGGAGGAGGAGAUAAUUCCCUUAAAGCAUUAACCAGAGACAACGAAUCACCCUCAAGCGUGAAGUCCUGGAUAGACAUGUCUUUGGCGAAUUGAAGGCCCAGCUCAACAGCCUUAGCUUCAACCUCCAUGGCACCUAGAGGAUCAAGUUUUUUACUACAGGCACCGAUCAACUGACCCGCUGCAUCUCUAAUUAAAAUCCCCACCCCAGCCAUUUUCUGCUCUUUGAACACGGCACCAUCUACAUUAAUUUUGUAGCGAUUAGGAGAGGGAGGCGUCCAUACCACUGCUUCAGCUGGCUGCUUCAAACCUGUGGCCUCCAAACAAGCCUGAUACGCAACUAAAUAUUCCAACGCAUCCUGUACUACGGCCUGCGCUGACUUCUUCGCACCACCAUGUCUGUGUUCAUUCUAGUUCGACCACAACGCCCAAGCUAUCACAAUCAAAUGUUCCACCCCACUGUGAUCCCAUUGAGCAAUCAUCACUACGUACCACAGCAGGUCCAUGAAUGAACCGAAAUGGUGAUCCACAGAGCCCAGAAACAGAGAGGAAGUACAGCAAGUCCAUGAAUGAACUGAAAUGGUGAUCCACAAAGCCCAGAAACAGAGAGGAAGUGCGCCAAACUUCUCUAGCACGUUGACAGUGCCAAAAUAGAUGGCCUGAAGACUCAUCCUCCAUCUGGCAUUCAUCACAAACACUGUCCAAAAGCACUUUGCGCCUAACCAGAUUCUCCUUUGUGGGUAAAACAUCUUUGCAAGCCCUCCAAGCGAAGUGGCGGAUCUUGUGCGGGAUAUUACAGCUCCAUAAAUACUUCCAAAAUCUUCUUAACUGACUACAUGGGGAUACAACUUUGUUGGUUCCUUAUUUGUGAUGUUAGCUUUAAGGGGGGAAAAAUAUGCCUAUCCUACUUUGGUCCAUAAAAUUUUCUAAGGUUAUAUAAAGAUGCCUUUUGCGCAUUGGCCUCAACUUUAUUUUUUCCUUAUUAUUAUUUUAAUUAAAGACGCAUGUUAUACUUGUUGAGGAGCAAUAUUUCUAUAUAU